This is a messenger RNA of Brachypodium distachyon (stiff brome), 2722 nucleotides long. Its product is annotated as cryptochrome-1. Gene Ontology annotation, molecular function: FAD binding; DNA binding; blue light photoreceptor activity. Gene Ontology annotation, biological process: entrainment of circadian clock by photoperiod; blue light signaling pathway; circadian regulation of gene expression. Bases 583 to 2496 code for a protein of 637 amino acids. The transcript is spliced from 6 exons. NCBI's taxonomy places the organism in Eukaryota, Viridiplantae, Streptophyta, Magnoliopsida, Poales, Poaceae. The record is from RefSeq and is a predicted model, not a curated record. Gene Ontology annotation, cellular component: nucleus; cytoplasm.
GAGGCGAGCUAGAAUAUCUGCUCUCUUGGUCCCCUCAAAGUAGCAAAAUCACAACGAUCAAGUGGCACGAAAUCCAUGAAUGAAAACUUGCUAAAUUAGGGGGUAGGAAAAGCGGAUUCUAGAACCGACGCUAGCUCCCAAGCCGGUCCCCGGCGGUGAAAUCUCUUGGGCAUGGGCGGGUCCUGCCGACUGCUAGCUUCCUCCCGCCAUGGGGAUUGGGGGAGCCGACAAAUACCGUAGUCAUCCCUGAGAUUCGCUGCUAAACGCGCCACGCCCAUGCCGCUGGUACAGAUUUGUAGUCCAGCUAAAGCGUGAUCCUUCUCCCCUCGCCACAGGUUGCGAUUCGGCCUCAGCUGGUCUCAGGCAGCCAUCAAGAUCCAGCAUUUGUUGCCCCCUGAUUUCGACGUGCCGCAACUUGCGAGGCCGCUUCUCUGGUGGUUUUAUUGGGACGUGCAGUCGUCGUGUUCGACGUAAUGCGCGCGGGAGGCUUCUGCACGCGGUGAGAACUGUCGGUGCUAGCUUUUCUCCGGCCGGUCAUGGUGGCUUGAGGCUCGGGUUUGUCCGUCCCUGAACUCCUGAAGCAUGGGCGGCUCGGAGAGGACCAUUGUUUGGUUCAGGAGGGACCUCAGGAUCGACGAUAACCCGGCCUUGGCCGCCGCAGCGAGGGACGGCUCUGUGCUCCCUAUCUUCAUAUGGUGCCCUGCCGACGAAGGGCAGUUCUAUCCCGGACGGUGCUCCCGGUGGUGGCUCAAGGAGUCGCUUGCCCACCUUGGCAAGUCGUUGGAGGCGCUUGGGUGCCCGCUCCAUCUGAUCCGAGCUGAGGAGAGCUCUCUUGCCGCGCUUCUGCAGUGCGUUCAUUCAAUCGGCGCCACUAGAGUGGUUUAUAAUCAUCUAUAUGACCCUGUUUCACUUGUGCGCGAUGACAACGUCAAGAAUGAGCUUUCGGUUCUUGGAAUUUCUUUCGAGAGUUUCAACGGUGACCUUCUGUAUCAGCCAUGGGAAGUUUAUGAUGAUAAUGGGCAUGCAUUUACAACCUUCAAUCUGUAUUGGGAGCAGUGCUUGAAAUUACCUAUCGAGGUGUCGCCAUCUCUUGCACCUUGGAGGUUGGUGCCAGUUCCAGGUAUAGAGAAUCUCCAAAGUUGUUCAAUUGAUGAUCUAGGUCUUGAAUCAAGUAAGGAUGAGGAAUCAAGCAAUGCUUUGCUAAGCAGGGCCUGGUCUCCUGGCUGGCGCAACGCAGAAAAGACGCUAGAGGAGUUUGUGUGCCAAGGUCUUCAAGAUUAUUCAAAACAUGGAAUGAAGGUUGCGGGAGCUACAACCUCAUUGCUUUCACCAUAUCUUCAUUAUGGUGAGUUGAGUGUAAGGAAAAUUUAUCAACUUGUCAGGAUGCAACAAAUCAAGUGGGAAAAUGAGGGAAAAUCUGAAGCUGGGGAGAGCAUUAACUUGUUCUUGCAAUCAGUUGGUCUUCGAGAAUAUUCACGUUACUUGUGUUUCAACUUCCCCUUCACACAUGAAAGGUCGUUGCUGGGGAACUUGAAGCACUACCCAUGGCAAGUAGAUGAGGACAGGUUCAAGUCCUGGAGACAGGGAAUGACCGGAUACCCAUUAGUAGAUGCUGGCAUGAGGGAGCUUUGGGCGACUGGGUGGACACAUAAUAGGAUAAGAGUCAUCGUUUCAAGCUUCGCUGUAAAAUUCCUACUAAUUCCAUGGACCUGGGGGAUGAAGUACUUUUGGGAUGUGCUAUUGGAUGCUGAUCUAGAAAGUGAUAUUCUUGGUUGGCAGUACAUAUCUGGGAGUUUGCCUGAUGGCCAUGAGCUCAGUCGUCUUGAUAAUCCUGAGGUUCAAGGACAAAAGUACGACCCAGAUGGGGAAUAUGUAAGAACUUGGAUUCCGGAACUAGCUAGAAUGCCCACAGAAUGGAUCCAUCAUCCCUGGGAUGCACCGAGCUCUAUACUACAAGUUGCUGGAGUUGAGCUAGGCUUUAACUAUCCUAAGCCCAUAGUAGAACUUCACACGGCUCGGGAGUGCUUGGAUGAUGCCAUCUCCACAAUGUGGCAAUUGGAUACAGCUGAAAAACUUGCAGAAUUGGAUGGUGAGGUUGUGGAAGAUAACUUGAGUCAUAUCAAGAGUUUUGACAUCCCAAAAGUUGUUUUGAAGGAACUAUCUCCAAGUGCUCCUCCCAUCGAUCAAAGGGUGCCUUCUUCUAGUGGCAGGAAUCACGAGUUACAGCCUAAGGCCUCAAAGACGGAAGAUACAGGAUCUAUAGUGAACUCACUGAUAUCAAGAAAAAGAUACAGUAGCGGGAGUGCCUUUGAUGUCCCGUCUUGCUCAUGUUCAGUUGAAGUGCGCUCCCAGAAUCAGGAUACUGGUUGUUCGUUAGUUGAGUCUUCAAGAUAUGUAUCGCAUAAAACAGAGAGAAACUGUGCUGAUAAGGCAGAAGAUGACGACAGUGCAGAUAGUGGUACAAGCAUCUCAAGACCAUCCAAGAAACCUGCUUAGCCGUGCUGCCGGAGAAAGGAGGAAGACUGCUACUGGUCCAUGGGGUUGAAGAAGCGCAACACACGAGAUCAUCCCGUAUAAUUUUGUGCAUUUUGUUAUGUUUUUUUGCCAAAGCCAUUAUGUCAUACGGCGUAUAUAAUUAGUUAAGCACUGGGGUGAUCUUAGAGUACCUUUGUUGCAAUAUGAGGCAAUAUCUAUUCAGAGUUUCAGUUUCUUCCUCCUUUUC